Molecule: messenger RNA, 580 nt
Organism: Carlito syrichta (Philippine tarsier)
Lineage: Eukaryota; Metazoa; Chordata; Mammalia; Primates; Tarsiidae
Gene: SEM1
Product: SEM1, 26S proteasome complex subunit
Exons: 2
Coding region: 1-381 (126 amino acids)
Biological process (GO): proteasome assembly; double-strand break repair via homologous recombination; mRNA export from nucleus
Cellular component (GO): proteasome regulatory particle, lid subcomplex; proteasome complex
Source: RefSeq, a predicted model, not a curated record
AUGAGCAAUGAUGACUCUGCUCGAAUUCUUGCCUGGAUAGGAUUUUUUUUUUUCUUUCUUUUUCUGGAACUUCUGCAUUUCUCUCUGAAUUUUAGAAUCAGCUUGUCAAUUUCAGCUUUAAAGAAAGGCAGCGCCCUCGGCGGCGGCGUGAGAGAGCGACAGGGUCCCGGGUGCCCUGCUGACCCAGGGGUCUCCGGCGCCGAGGGCAGCGAUGAGAUGUCAGAGAAGCAGCAGCCGGUAGACUUGGGUCUCUUGGAGGAAGACAAUGAGUUUGAGGUGUUCCCUGCUGAAGACUGGGCUGGCUUGCAUGAAGAUGAAGAUGCACAUGUCUGGGAGGACAACUGGGAUGAUGACAAUGUCGAGGAUGACUUCUCCAAAUAGUUAGGAGCUGAACUAGAGAAACAUGGUUAUAAGAUGGAGACUUCAUAGCAUCCAGAAGAAGUGUUAAAGUAAUGAAACUUGAACUGUUUACUAAAUUCUGGGACAGAGAACUAAGGAUGGGGCAUCUUACAAAGAAUGUUUAUCUCAUUUUCUGCUUGUUUAUUUUUGUUUUUGUUACAAGAAAAUUAAAUGUUUUGAU